AUGCAAUCAGAUAAUUCCGGUCCUAUAGUGAAGAUUAGAGAUGUCCAACCAGAUUGCGUCAACUUUGUGUUGAGCGAGUGUGAUCUAGCAUUGGCCAACUCUGUUAGAAGAUCCAUCAUGGCAGAGGUACCAACGUUGGCUAUUGACAUUGUGGAAAUCGAAGAAAACUCAACAGUUUUGGCAGAUGAAUUCAUUUCCCAUAGACUUGGUUUGAUCCCCCUCCAAAGUGACGACGUGGAUUCGUUAUUAUACAAUAGAGACUGUUCUUGUGGAGAUUAUUGUGAAUUAUGUUCUGUGGUUUUGACCUUGCACGCUAAGUGUACUUCUGAAGGUAUCCAAACUGUUUAUGCCAGAGAUUUACUUGUGGAGCCAAACCACUCUAACCUCAAGAUUGGUCAGCCAAUCCUCAAUGAUGAUGCAAAUAAGGGCUCAGUGAUCUGUAAAAUCAAGAAACAUCAAGAAUUGAAGGUAAAGUGCAUCGCAAAGAAAGGUAUCUCCAAAGAACAUGCCAAGUGGUCUCCAGUGGCCGCUGUAGGAUUCGAAUAUGAUCCUUGGAACAAAUUGAAGCAUACAGAUUACUGGUAUGAAGAAGAUGCCGAUAAAGAAUGGCCAAAGUCUGAUUAUUGUGCAUAUGAAGAACCUCCAAAUCCAGAUGAAAAGUUCGAUUACACUGCUAAGCCAAAUAAUUUCUACUUCGAUGUAGAAACCGUGGGAACAAUAAAUCCUAAUGAGGUGAUAUUGAGGGGUAUUAGGGAGUUACGAAACAAGGUGGCGGGGGUUAUUUAUUCCUUGGAUGAAAUUGUCGCCAGAAAUGCCAAUGAAGGUAAUGCCGAAAACAUUGGUGGUGCUGGGUUUGGUACCGUCUAUGGUGGGGCAACUCAGUACGGUGGUACAGCCUACGGUGGCACUGCCUAUGGUGGGGGAACUCAAUAUGGAGGGACUGCCUAUGGUACACAAUAUGGCGGCACUGCUUAUGGUAAUAACAGUGCUGGCAACGACGAUUACAAUCCGACAACAGGGUGGGAUUAG
Saccharomycopsis crataegensis is the source of this 1029-nucleotide messenger RNA. RefSeq names its product DNA-directed RNA polymerase II core subunit RPB3 (gene RPB3). Gene Ontology annotation, cellular component: RNA polymerase II, core complex. The record is from RefSeq and is a predicted model, not a curated record. The transcript has a single exon. Gene Ontology annotation, molecular function: DNA binding; protein dimerization activity. NCBI's taxonomy places the organism in Eukaryota, Fungi, Ascomycota, Saccharomycetes, Ascoideales, Saccharomycopsidaceae. The coding region runs from base 1 to 1029 and encodes 342 amino acids. Gene Ontology annotation, biological process: DNA-templated transcription.